Molecule: messenger RNA, 666 nt
Organism: Peniophora sp. CBMAI 1063
Lineage: Eukaryota; Fungi; Basidiomycota; Agaricomycetes; Russulales; Peniophoraceae
Source: the annotation of a GenBank genome assembly
AUGAGCAACGAACGCACGCAGAACGACAACAAAGACGCUCACGCCAUGUGGGUGUCGGAUGGCCCAGCGCUCUGUCGGGACGAAUGGUACGUGACGAUGGACUACGUGGGGUUGCAUGGGAUACAGGCGGUGAAUCGGAAGAUGGGAGUGGCGCCAAAGGACGGUACGGGCGAGGCCAAUGAGGUUGAGGAUUGCUCGCGCUUUGUGGCUAACGCCCUGAAAAACAAGCGCGCUGGCGGGUAUCCGGCGUCUGGUGUCCUCGCGUGCGAGGGAUGCCGUUGGGCUGCAGAAAACCUUAAACGCCACGAGGACUUAUGGCUGGCGAUGGCCGCGGAGUCGCAAGCUCUCGGUCUCGACGCGUCCCUCAAGGACGAGGCCUUCAAGCUCAAGCGGAAGGGCAUGUCUGGCCAGAUGACGCCGACGGAUAUAGAGGCCUGGGAGCAGGAGAAGGGUCAGCUGAAGGCAGCGCACCAGGCCGCUCUUGACGCCGCGCGCGGUGGGAAGGAAUGUCCCCCAUACGUUCACUGGAUAUUCUGCUUGAACAAGUGCAUAUGCUCAUUUAUCUUAUUUAGCCAUAUCUGUACUGGGGAUGGGUACUCGGGAGAGGGUGAGACUGGGGAUGACAGCGACGUUCCGUCCCUCGAGCCUUUGUCGGACGAGGAGUAG